This is a messenger RNA of Pyrus x bretschneideri (Chinese white pear), 2364 nucleotides long. RefSeq lists its product as uncharacterized. The transcript is spliced from 8 exons. The record is from RefSeq and is a predicted model, not a curated record. The annotation marks the transcript as partial. Lineage: Eukaryota; Viridiplantae; Streptophyta; Magnoliopsida; Rosales; Rosaceae.
AUGAACAACGGUGUAUACGAGCUGAUAAUGCUCUUGAAGACUACCGUUAUUGCCAAGCCCAAGCUGCUGACCACAUCUCUCCUCUUUUGGAACUUGGAGACAAAUACUUUUGAUCUCAGGAUGGGUCUUAUGUCCUUGACGAUCCUAAAUAUGGCCCAAGUCUUCAAGCUGAGGCCAUUGGGCAGAGUUGUGGAUGUUACCCACGAUUGGUCUCAUUUUUCCUAUUCGAUCGUAGAAAGCUCGAGUAGCUCUGCCCCAUUUCUUCAAAUAGAGUCUAACUCCUCAACCUUCAAGAGUUAUGGGACCUCAUUUACAGGCUUCAGCCCGUUUGCGAAUAAGAGUUUUGGCCCAACCUCCUUCACUGCCAACAGAGAUCAAGAGCACAUGUACUUUUUAUUGUACUGGCUCAACAAACAUGUUUUUCCCAAUAAAUCUAAGGAAAUGAAGGUCGAAUGGAUCCCUCUAGUGGAAGCUCUUCACAACUUUGAUGACAUGGCAACGGGCCCCUUCAUUCUCUUUCAUCUCUACCAUCUUCUCUUCGAGAUGACUCGGGGAAAACCAUUGAAACUAACCUCAAUAGGCCAACCUGGAUGGUCUAAUUAUAGUUGCAAUGAGAUAGACAUCGGGCAAGAUGAAGAUGCUGCAGACGCCUUUGUCCUCCAAGAAGCUGCGGCUAAGGCAGAGGGACAAGGUGCUAGGCAGGCCAAGGUUGGAACAGCUGCAUCCUUAGUCGGGCAAAGCUCUACUUCUAUUCCUUCAACUUCUUCUCCUUUGGUGGUGGCUCCGACUUCCCAGUUUGACCUAUCAAAUGGGGAGAUGCUGCACUUUGUGGAAGACGACAGUAAUCCGCCAUCCCCAGGGCAGAAGCUUCAUCAACCAGCAGCAACAGCCUUUUGGGAACCUAUAGUUCUUGUGAUCCCCGUGGUCUCGAAGGUACCUAGCCCGAGGGCUUCUUGGCCUGCUUCUACUGAUGCAGCCGUGGCAUCAGAAAUGUCUAUCUCCCAACCUCGGGCCUUUGGUGAAGGCUCGGGCAAUAUUUCUCCCUCUCCAGCAAGCAAUGAUGAUUCCCUUUAUCAACCAAGGGAACCAACUCCUCCUCAUUCCAAGGAUCUAAGUUCAACUCAGGGUCUUGGAGAAGGCUCGGGCCAGUCUCCUCCACCCUUGAAAUCCAGUUUGUUACACCAUAUUCCAAAAUUCCAUGGCUUGUCUAUGGAAGACCCCAACAAACACUUGAAGGAGUUCGAGGUGGUUUGUUCGAGCAUGACCCCCGUCACUGUGGAUGGGAGUAUAUUGAAGAUGAAGGCCUUUCCCUUUUCACUUAUGGACAAGGCCAAAGAUUGGCUCUAUGAACUAGCCCCGGAAACUGUGACUUCGUGGGAGAGUAUGAAGCGUGCUUUCUUGGAGAAAUUCUUCCCUACUUCGAGAGUGAUUCUCCUACGGAAGAAAAUUAGUGGUAUUCAACAGAAUCAUGGUGAGACAUUCCCGGCUUAUCAUGAGCGCUUCAAGGGCCUUGUAGCUUCAUGUCCUCAACAUCAAAUGAAGGAGGAACUUCUCCUUCAAUAUUUCUAUGAGGGCCUCCUUCCUAUCGAACGUCAAAUGCUUGAUGCCUCAGCGGGAGGAGCAUUGGUGGACAAAACACCAAGGGAUGCCAAGAUUAAUAUGCCCAAUGUACCUUUUCCUCGCAGGUUCAUGCAAGAAAAAAAGGAAGAAAGCGAGAAGGACAUUUUUGAAACGUUCCGGAAGGUGCAAGUGAACAUACCGCUUCUCGAUGCAAUCAAACAAGUUCCAAAAUAUGCUAAAUUCCUCAAGGACCUAUGCAAUACAAAGAGAAGAAGGGCAAACAAAGAGGUAGUAAAGGUAAGCGAGAAUGUGUCCGCUGUUUUGCAACAUAAACUACCUACCAAGUGCAAAGACCCCGGUAGUUUCACGAUUCCUUGUGUGAUUGGACAUAAUCGUUUUGAACAUGCCAUGCUUGAUUUAGGUGCAUCCAUAAAUGUCAUGCCUUAUUCCAUUUAUGCAUCAAUGAACCUUGGUGAGUUAAAACAAGAUGGCGUUAUAAUUCAAUUGGCCGAUCGUUCUAACGCUUAUCCCAAGGGAGUCCUUGAGGAUGUUUUAGUGCAGGUCAAUCACCUUAUUUUCCCCGCAGAUUUCUAUGUUUUAGACAUGGAGGAUUCAAGCCAUGCUCCAUCAUUGCCAAUCUUGCUAGGCCGUCCCUUCAUGAAAACAGCAAGAACAAAGAUUGAUGUGUAUACGGGAACAUUGACCAUGGAGUUUGAUGGGGACAUUAUUCAUUUUAAUCUUUCUGAAACCAUUAAACAUCCAAUUGAGGACCAUUCUUGUUUUGCUAUUGAUAUUGUUGAUUAU